This is a messenger RNA of Acanthamoeba castellanii str. Neff, 747 nucleotides long. RefSeq lists its product as uncharacterized. NCBI's taxonomy places the organism in Eukaryota, Discosea, Longamoebia, Acanthamoebidae. The coding region runs from base 1 to 747 and encodes 248 amino acids. The transcript is spliced from 2 exons. The record is from RefSeq and is a predicted model, not a curated record.
AUGAUGACAGCCAGGAGUUUUGUGGUGGUGUGCGCACUCGCACUGUUCUUGGCGGCGAGCGCGCGAGGCGACGACAAAGGAGGAGAGGGAGGCCCCUGCACGGGCGGACACUGGCCGGACGAUCGAGGAUGCUGCCCCGACGUCAUCAAGAACAAGCCCUACUACCGCGACGCCCGCAAGUGCUACCCCAGGGACGGACCUCGCGGCGUGCUCUAUCCUGACUCCUUCGGGUGCUACCCCGACGAGCAGGGCAAGUACAAGUCGGCCACGGAGGACUGCCCGAAGGACAGGCGGUGCGAGGCGCGGUGCAUCCAGCCCAGGCCCAAGUACCAGUGGGACAACACCAAGGACGACCGUGAGCACCAGUGGCUCGACGCAGCGAACGCGCUGCCCGCCGCCGACGACGUCAAUCCGCACCAGCCGCUCGACGCCAAGACCAAGGGGGGCAAGGGCGACGACAUGAAGGUGAGUCCGGGCCAUAUGGUCAAGUGCAACAGCGGCCAGCGGCCGGACAGCAAGGGCUGCUGCCCGCGUGAGAUUCAGGGGAAGUGGUACUACCGCGACCGCCACGGGUGCUACCCCAUCCAGACCCUCGUCGUGGGCCACGGCAGCAGCGGCGCCGGCCUCUACGCCGACGACCAGGGCUGCUACCCCGACCGCAGCACUGGUCGGUACCUCAAGCCCGGCGAGAAGUGCCCCGAACACCGGCGAUGCUACCCCACGUGCGACGGGGGCGCUAAGCACUGA